UUUAUUUUUUUUUUUUUUUCAUUUCAUUUAUUUUAUUUUUUUUUUCUUGUUUCACGAUCAAAGAGAUGCCAACAGACAAAUUCAUAGCAGACAGUGACGAAGAAGUUGACAAGGAAUAUAAGCCUAGUAAGAAACAAGAAACUGAUGAUAGUGAAGAGGAAUUUGUAGAGGAGAAUACAGAAAAGGGAAAAUCUCCUGAUAAUAAAAAAAGAUUAAGAGAAGAGGAAGUAGAGAUAAUUCGUGAUGAAGACGGAAAUCCUAUAUUACCGCUAACAAAUAAGAGAAGAGUUAUUGUUCGUCAAUUCCCUUCAGGUGAUGCUGCUAUUGAUAUUCGAGAAGUAUAUCAAGAUAAAAAUACUGGAAAAAUGCGUCCUGGCAAAGGUAUUUGUUUGCCUAUGGCUCAAUGGACAAAGUUAAAAGAACUUUUACCUGAAAUUGAUAGAAUUAUUGAAUCGUUGCCUUCAAAGAAGCAGAAAUAAAUUAUUAAUAAGCUUGCUUGCUUUUCUCUUCUUUUUUUAUAUAUACAUAUAAAAGAAAUCUGAUUUAAUGAUUAUA
Messenger RNA from Cokeromyces recurvatus, 555 nucleotides. RefSeq lists its product as uncharacterized. The record is from RefSeq and is a predicted model, not a curated record. Gene Ontology annotation, biological process: positive regulation of transcription initiation by RNA polymerase II. The transcript has 5 exons. Gene Ontology annotation, molecular function: transcription coactivator activity; DNA binding. NCBI's taxonomy places the organism in Eukaryota, Fungi, Mucoromycota, Mucoromycetes, Mucorales, Mucoraceae. The coding region runs from base 66 to 479 and encodes 137 amino acids.